GAUAGCAGCAACUACAACCAACAGUCUGAGAAGAGAGUAAGAAGAGAAAUAUAAGAGAAGAUAAGAGAGGAACAAGAAGAGAAGAUUAAGGAGAAGAGAAUAAGAAACAACAGGAGAAGAGCAAACAUGUCAACAACAACAACAACCACCACCACCACCACCUACGCCAUCACCAAACUCGCCGCCCCCGAACCAGAGCACUGCCCCGGCACCGACUCCGACCUCGCAGGCAAAGCCGACGCCUGCGCAGGCUGUCCGAACCAAAUCAUCUGCGCCUCCGCGCCCAAAGGCCCCGACCCGGACCUUCCCGCCAUCGCGGCCCGCAUGCAAGGCGUCAAGCACAAGAUCCUCGUGCUGUCCGGUAAGGGUGGCGUGGGCAAGAGUACGUUCACGUCGAUGCUGGGAUGGGCGUUUGCUAUGGAUGCUGAGCGGGAGGUCGGGGUUAUGGAUCUUGAUAUCUGUGGGCCGUCGAUGCCGACUAUGAUGGGUGCGCGUGGCGAACAGAUUCACAUGUCGAACUCGGGCUGGAGUCCGGUUUACGUGGCUGACAAUCUGGGAAUGAUGAGUAUCGGCUUCAUGCUUCCGAACGAAGACGACGCGAUCAUCUGGCGGGGCGCGAAGAAGUCGGGACUGAUCAAGCAGUUCCUCAAAGACGUCGACUGGGGCACUCUCGACUUUCUCGUCGUCGACACGCCGCCUGGAACAUCAGACGAGCAUCUCUCUGUAAACCAAUACCUCAAGCAAUCCGGCAUCGACGGCGCCGUCAUCGUCACCACGCCUCAAGAAGUAGCCUUACUCGACGUGCGGAAAGAAAUCGAUUUCUGCAAAAAGGCGGGGAUUCCUAUCCUCGGCAUCGUCGAAAACAUGUCGGGCUUCGUCUGUCCUUCUUGUAAAGGCGAAUCGUUCAUCUUUGCGCCUACCACCGGAGGCGGCAAGGCUCUGGCUGAAGAACUCGAGAUCCCGUUUCUGGGAUCGGUGCCGUUGGAUCCGAGGAUCGGGCAGUCUUGUGAUUAUGGCGUGAGCUUCUUGGAUGAGUAUCCUGACUCGCCUACCUCAAAGUCAAUCAUGAGUAUCAUCAAGCAGAUAAGAGAGGCUGUAAAUGAGCCUAUGGAGGAAGACGAGGAGGAGUAAUGUUGCAUUUGUAUUAUAUCAUACGGGGUUUUUUGUGUUCAUUCGGGUCUAUAGUUCUAGUUCUUUGUAUAAAUAACGACUAAUAUUACUAUAUUACAACC
Molecule: messenger RNA, 1232 nt
Organism: Myxozyma melibiosi
Lineage: Eukaryota; Fungi; Ascomycota; Lipomycetes; Lipomycetales; Lipomycetaceae
Product: cytosolic Fe-S cluster assembly factor NBP35
Exons: 1
Coding region: 127-1131 (334 amino acids)
Biological process (GO): iron-sulfur cluster assembly
Cellular component (GO): cytosol
Molecular function (GO): ATP binding; 4 iron, 4 sulfur cluster binding; ATP-dependent FeS chaperone activity
Source: RefSeq, a predicted model, not a curated record